Molecule: messenger RNA, 1839 nt
Organism: Oxyura jamaicensis (ruddy duck)
Lineage: Eukaryota; Metazoa; Chordata; Aves; Anseriformes; Anatidae
Exons: 8
Coding region: 65-1603 (512 amino acids)
Source: RefSeq, a predicted model, not a curated record
CCUCAGCUCCGGCAGGUGGGUGAGCCUGGAUGCCUCGUUCUUGGCAUGUUCACUCUGAAGCCUAAUGAGCACGCUGAGCCUUCGAGGGCUGCGCAGCGCGGAGCUGAGGUGCGGGAGUCCGGAGGGGACGUCGAAGCACCAACACCGGGGUGCUCUGGCCCUGACCCACCCGCAGCGCCAGGGCACUGGGGCACCCAGCAGAGCCUGCGACACCUCUCCCAAUGCCUCUGACAUCUCCAGGAUGGCCGAGCCGGCGGGACGUGGCUCCUGGAGGCAGCGUCGGGGCGACGGGAGCAGCUCCAGCUCUGUCUGCACCGAGGACUUGGCUGCCGCAUUCUGGGAGGGCAUGGUGGAGCCUGCAGUGUUCUCCGAGGGGGAGGAGGACGAUGCCCUCUCUUUCCCUACCGAGGACGAUGGCGAUGGGCAGGAUGCGUCCCUCUCCGUGGGACCAGGCUGUCCGUGGUGGGACACGUCCCCAUGGCCGACGAGGAGGGAGAGCCUGGAGUCCCUGGGAGUGAGGAUUUCCAGGCUGAGCCAGAUCAGUGCUGGGACAGCCCAGGGGGGUCCCUGCCUGGCCCCCUCUGAUGGGGACACGGGGCAUCCCUGGAGACCCCCAGGCAGCUCGGCCAGCAGGAGCAGGGCCAGGACCAGGGGACACCCCAGGAGCAAGCCCACGGAGACCAGACAUCAGCAGCCAGCAGCUGUCCGGGGGUGGCAAGGAGGGGACGGCGCCCUCACAGUGGAGAAGGAAGGAGGUGGCAGCAGGCAGUGGGGAGCUCGCUGCUCGUCUCACCGUACCGAGGCAGCAGCGGGACCCUCCUGCAGAUGCAGCCCCCACUCCAAGGUGCUGAGCUUCGUGUCCUGCCCAGGCGGGGUGACCCAGCCCCAGUGGCAGCGCGGGAGGCUGGCAGCCGUCCUGUCCCACAAGCUGGUGUCACUGCGCCGGGCCCUGCGGAGGAGCCAGGAGAGGACACCAGAGCUGGGAGCUGGUGCUCGGGGGACCCGGAGAGAAGGGGAGAGAGGCAGCAGGGGCUCUCAGAGAGGCUGUGAUGGGGGCACGGGGCAGGCACGAAGGGCAACGUUGGCUCUGCGAGACGAGAAACUGGAGCUGCAGGAGAGGCUCCAUGAGCUGCAGAAUCGAACCCGCUCCCUCCUGCGGCAGCGGCUGGAGGCCCUGGAGCGGCUCCGCGUGCUGCUGCGGGAGGAGGAGGUGGCCGAGCUUCGGCAGCUCCAGGAGGCUACGGAGAAGAGAUGGAGCCAGCGUCUGCGUCUCCACUCUGUCGCCUCCCCGUCCCCCAGCACUGCGCCCGGCCUCCGGCAGCACGGCCCUGGGUCCCUGGGGCUCCUGCAGCACGUCCAGCGCUGUCUGCAGGAGCUGCAGGUGGAUAAGACACGCCGCCUGGGCAGCCUGGAGCACCCCGAAGUCCUGAGAGGAGAGCUGAGCACUGCAGCAAGCAAGGAGGAAUGGGGACAGCCUGGGACAAGGGACUCGCCCUCCACCGCAGCCUCACCCAAGCAAGAGAGGUUCCUGGUACCAGGUGCCCCACGCCCCAGCAGGAGCAGCAGGAGGAAACACGACUGCAGGAGGAGUCCUCUCCUGUGACAGGGACUUGGACCGGGGCACGGAGGUGCUGAGACAUCCCUGGCUGCUCCAUCUCCCCGUGCGUGCCCAGGAGGACCAGACGUGAAGCUGCUGGGCCCUCCCUUUGCAGGACGUUCCCCACAGACCUUCCCAAAGGAAAACUUCCCUUCGGGUCCUCCUGGCUGUGCGCCUUUCCACAGCUGGUGGCUAAGGGACACUGUUUGUCUUGGGUGUGAUUGGUACGGGUCUGGGUCUCC